This is a messenger RNA of Nilaparvata lugens (brown planthopper), 1137 nucleotides long. RefSeq lists its product as uncharacterized. Bases 425 to 1015 code for a protein of 196 amino acids. The record is from RefSeq and is a predicted model, not a curated record. The transcript has 5 exons. Lineage: Eukaryota; Metazoa; Arthropoda; Insecta; Hemiptera; Delphacidae.
AACUUAUCAUACACAUGAUGAACAUAUGUGUUUGUCAAGUUUCGUUUUAUUAAUCUAAUGGAAUCUAUAAGGACGGAAAAAUAAACAUUUUGUUAAUAACUUUGGUGUAAACGUAGCUUUAUGAAUUUUCUCUAUUUCCGUUGAUUUUAUGUGUGUAUCAUAAAUUAUUGAGAAUGGCAAUAAUUUUCAUAUGCUUGACAUCCUUUAAAACUUCAUGCAACCAUGACAACUUUUAUAUUCACAUCCAUCUGGCCAUGUGAACAUCACACACAAAAUUUCCCAUUCAUACUACAUGAAAAAUAUUAAUAUUUCUCUCAAAGAGUGACAAUUUUCAACAAUUAUCUUACUUGACAAAUUCAGGUCGUACGGUACUGAUAGAUCAAGCCAUUCCAUUAAUUCAAAUGUAAUUUACACCAACUCAACUAUGGAAUCAGGGAUUCAUAGGACAUCUUCUAAAUUAAGUGGUGAAAUGUUACGUGAUAUUGAAACACAGCCGAACGUUUUGGAUGAUUUUGAAAGACAGUUUUGGGCUGACGAUGAAAGAGAUUCUUCCAGCUCUGAGGAUCGUCUCUUGUCAAUGCAAGAUUUUAAAAAGAGAGUGCAUCGCCCUCGAUUGGUGAAUGCUAACAGAUUCCAUUUGAAAAGAAGGAAAUGUCUGAAAAGAACUCCUCGAAGUGUAGUGGGGAAGCUUCGAGUUUGUUUGAAAAGAAUUGAAAGGAGAGUGAAGCCUUCCUUUCCAAGUUUGAACAGUGAUGAGGCCUUCGAACCGAACUGGAAUUUCUCCAAUUUACCAACUGCAGCAAAGUAUACACAAGAUUAUCAACAAUCGCCUUCCAAUUCAAGCACGGAUAUAAGAAUGGAACGAAAAUGCGAUUGGAUCACUUGGCGGGCUCGAAAGCUUACGCUGUCAAUCCCGAAUAAUGAAGAUCAACGAGAACCAACCAGACUGCCACACAUUAGAAGAGCUGUUGUCUUUUACAACCUUCCAAUAGGAUUAUCAAGAAACAAGUUUUAAUUUACCAUACUCAAUUUACAAUUAAUAUGUCAUAGAGACAAUUGAAAUUUUUGAAUGAAUUUAUAUAAUCGAAUUUUAUUCAUUUUUGAGACGAUCAUUCAAUAAACUGAAUUCAACUGUAA